Molecule: messenger RNA, 9952 nt
Organism: Sabethes cyaneus
Lineage: Eukaryota; Metazoa; Arthropoda; Insecta; Diptera; Culicidae
Gene: pcx
Product: protein pecanex
Exons: 12
Coding region: 518-8848 (2776 amino acids)
Biological process (GO): endoplasmic reticulum organization
Cellular component (GO): membrane; endoplasmic reticulum
Source: RefSeq, a predicted model, not a curated record
UUCGUAGAAAUAAAAUAUCGUGUCUGAUUUGUUCAAAGAAAAUCGUUUUGAAAGGCAAAAUUACGGGUGUAUUUUAUAGGUUGUAGUCGCCGGAAUCGAUUUCGGUUUAACAAGGGAAGAAAUACGUUCCGUAUUUUGUGAAUUUGGAUGAUUAAAGUUACUCGUACCAGGCGAAAAGUUUUCACUGUUGCAGUACUCUGCAUUAUUACAAGUAGCGCUAGGUAAAGGCCCCUUCGAAGAAGUAAAGGCAACCCAGAAAAUGAUAUAAAAAUUUCUCAUAAAUCUGACUGCCGUGUGUCGAACAAUUUAUGCUGUUUCUGCUAUUUAGUGAAAUUUUUACGCGACAACCGAAGCAUUUAUGGGCAUUCCGAGAAACGAUCUUUGGGUGGUGAAAGGUCGCCUUCUGUGCACUGGUGACUGAAGGCCAGUGUUUUGAGAAAAUUGCAUUGCGUCGGCAGCAAGAGGUGACUAGCGUAGAAAGCAGCGUGAGAGUAAAUUAUGAAAUGAGCCUUCGGCAAUGGGAUCGCAAACCUUGGAAAUACUACGACAAGGAGUGCUGGCCAGCUUGACCGGUGGUUGGUUCUACGACGUCCAUCAGAAUGUAUUCUGCAACGCGGUCCACUUGUACAUCUGGCUGUUUUUGCUGUUCCUGCCAUUCAUCAUUUACAUGUAUUUUCCCACCGCUGCAAUAGUAUGGAGUCUGUACUGCGUACUAAUCGCAAUCAUCAUCGGCUUCUUCAAGUUUCUCAACAUGGCCCUCCACCGAAUGUACGAUAAGGCGAGGACCAUGUCCGAAACGGAUUUGAAGAAGCCUGUAAAAACUACACGUGAAACGUCCGGUGAAAAUGAUACCGGCAUUGAGAUGCAGAUCCUUCGUACUACCGAGGUGGUGGAAACUCCUCCGGUUGAUAUGUCGUCUCGUACCUCGGUUGAGCGUCAUAGCGAUGAAAUAAGCUGUGCCAACAGUGCUAUGUCGAUUGACUAUCAGGAGCAAGUCGCCAGUACCAUUGAUCUAAAAGUGGACGUGCAUAGGAAAAAUAGUUCCGAAUCCAGUGAUAGCAAUGGUACUGAAAUGGCAACCGGGGGUAACCGGACGGCGGGCGGUGCCAUGUUUUCCAAAUCAAAUGCACACAGUUCUUCAGUUCAAACACAGUCUGCCGAUAUUUGCAGCACGGCAACGCACAAACGAUCCCUCAGUACGCCAAAUGAAACGAAAUCAAGCGAGAUGGAAGUGGAAACCCGAACUGAUUCGGUCCGACAAAAGGACUUGGUGGAUGGUGACGAGGGCGCUGUAGGAGGCGAGACGACGAAAGACGGUGGUAAAAAGAGUGCCACCUUACGUAGGCAUCAAUACAAAUCCAAACGAAAACAGCGUUUUAUGAACAGUCAGCUACAGCGACAGAUUUCUCUGGAUUCGGAAAAAAUUGGCAUGGGUAUUGAUGCUGACGAGGAAGCACCCGGAGGAACGCAGCUUCAGAGGCACUUAAGCUCGGAAGAUCAAAAUAAUAAAUCAAACACGUCACUGUUCCAUCAUCACCAUCAUCAUCAUCAUCUGUUAGCAUUGCAGAAUCUUGAUCCCGAUCUGUACAUGGAUCAUAAUUAUACAAAAUCUGCAGUCCAACUGGCGGUGGAGAAUAUUCCUGGAGAAACAACGAGUAAGAUCUACCUGCUGCAACAGUCGACCCCCAUACGCCGUGAUUCGAAUAGCACAAUGUCUGCCCUACAGCUGCCAACUGUGGUAGGAAACUCGUACGGAGCGACCACCAGCAAAAAUCGACGCCAUUCCAACGUCAAUGCAGGCGCUGCGGCCGGUGUCCGUCCUUUACCAAGAUCAUUAACCUCAGUGCGGCGAAUUAAAAGUGCUGCACUGGAAACAUGUAGCCCAUCUUCGAUCUCGAAUUUAGCCCCCACCCAUCCGAAUAGCGUCGAAGUGAUAGGAGGACAGACGCUAAGGAACCCCCAGCAUACGGUUAUUCCACCACCAAGUAAAUGUCUCUCUCGAAACCCUCAUCUCAAUUUGUUCCCGAAAGCUAACGGAGAGACAUCUAUUGGCCUUAUGGUGCUUUCCGCGGCGAACGCUAAUGCGUCUAAUGUGGAACCCGUUUAUCCUAUAGCCGAGCAAGCCGACGAAAGCACUCCGGUUAAAAAUCAAACAGACAAAGUGGAAACAUUUCAGCUGAAUUCCGAUUCAGAUAAUGGAUGUGAAGAUGACGACGAUGACAACGAAGAGGAUGAUGAUGAUGAAGACGAUGACGAUGACGACGAGGAAGAAGACGAUGAUGAGGAAACAAUCGAUCGGCUUCAAGGAGUUGGUAGCGAAGAUGAAAGUGUUCACACCAUUCAUACUCAUAUCCAUCGACAUCACCAUCACCAUCAUCAGUAUCCUGGUUCUCGGUCCGGUGCCAUUAGCCGACAGGCCUCGUUGCAACACUCUCAGCAAUCGAAUCCUCCAUCUCAGCAAAUAUCGCAAACAUCACAGCUUGGCACAGAAACGGAACAAGGCGACGAACAGGAUACCGAGUCCGAUCUCGAUCAACCAGCCCUUCAAUCGACGGACUCCGAUACCGAGAACAAUGCAGGAUCCAGAUCUCCGCUGUUAGAACCACGCAGUAGACCUCCCUUAGUUAUUGUUGAGGCGAAAAAUCCAGCUUGCAUUGCAUCCAGCACAGUAGAAGCCGGUAUUGCUGCACUCAAAUAUUCAAAAUCAAGUGACAAAAUGAAAAAAUCUGUUGGGCCUACCAUUGAAGACUCGCCCAUCAAGCAGCAGGGUUUUGAAGAAAAUGGUGGCCCUUCUUCGAGCGACUGGGAGCAGGCCAGUGCCAGUUCGAAAGAUUUACUCAUUACAAAAGAACGCUCCGGACAGCUGGGUAUGAGCGAAGGAGUUAUGACAAAAUCCAUCUCCGGCGUUGUUGAUGAUGCUACCAGUGGGAAUAUAGCUAACGGACAAAGUAAACAGUCGCCAGAGAAAUGGUUGGAGUAUAGCAGCUUCGAAGCUGUUCUGAACGAUGACCGAUCGAACGAGACCGAUUUGCAGUCGAAGAAGGAUAGCAGCAGAAAGGAGUUUGAUAGGGAGAAAACGGGCGCUGUUACUUCCGAGGCAGCUGUCACUAUUACCCGCAACCUGGGAGCGAUUCCUAAGACGACAAACUCCAGUCGGUUCACCAAUCGAAGACUGAGCGCUGAAGAAAACUACCCGAGCACCAGCAACAAGAUCUACAACCGGACGCUUUCGCAGCGGCUGUCGGCGGAACGUAUUCCGGAGAACGCAACCGCUGCUCCGUUGAUUACGUUCCUGAACUACCAUCCGGAAGUGCCGAUACCCUCGAUUUAUCUGCCGGGAAAUAGUUCUCUUUCCGAGCAGCAUACGUCCAGUUUUACCUCUUUUAGAAGGCCUAACGCGUAUGGUUCCGACCGAAACUAUCGACAAAUUCAGUGCCGAUUGCGGAUGUCUCGAAGUAAACAUCCGGUGGUUUCCAUGGAGCCGAACAGCAUUGGAUCUGGUGGCCAGAAUGGACCAAAUGGCGGUUUAUUUCGAGAUGACGAUAAUAACAAUUAUAGCUACUGUCUAGAUUCGAUGGACAAUCCAACGACGUCUAGCAGUCGAAGCGUGGGCGGAUCCAGUUCUACGUUCCAUGAUCAAACAGAGGUGCCUUUGAAUUUAUUUGUAGACGAACCCGAGCGAUGGGUACAUUUGAUUGAGCGGUCAACUAUUGAGGAUGUCAUCAAGGAGCGUAUAGCAAUGAGUCACCGCGUGGGCGCAAUAGGAAGUGGUUUGGCUCAUGCGUCCGGUGACAAUAACUGUACCUCGAUUAAUUCGUCUGGGAUCGAUAAAGCGAUGGCACCGACCGAGUAUAGCUUGUCCAGUGCACAAAGUGCGAUUGAUGUCGUACCACGUUCGAUGUUUGGUGAACCACAAAUACGGCCAAAGCGCUACUAUAAGCUAACGAUUAACCUACUGUGCCUGAAGGAAGUCAGUAUUUCCAUGAACCGUCUGCAGUUGCUGGCACUAUUCGACCGGGAUACGAACUAUCUCCAAGUGUGUCUUGCGGUCGUGCUUUGUAUGUUAGUUUCCCUGCUGGGUGCAAUGGUGCUUUAUUUGAAGUUCUACGAAGAUUUGUAUGCAUUUAUUUUUUGUUUUGUUAUUGCCGGAAGCCAGUACUCACUGCUAAAAAGCGUUCAACCGGAUGCUGCCUCGCCGAUCCACGGCUUCAACAAGACUGUCACGUAUUCAAGACCGAUUUAUUUUUGCCUUUGCUCCUCUCUGCUGCUGACUGCACACCACAUACUGAGGGAUUAUCAAACUGGAACGGAUACCGUGGGUCCCAAAGCAGCGUUCUUCGGUUUUCAGAUAUCGAUAAUCGAUUUUCUCCAGUACAUUCAAAGUAUCUUGUCGGUAGUGAUACUUUUGUUUCCGUUUCUGUUUAGCUUGGGAUUGUUUCCACAAAUCAAUACAUUCGCGAUGUAUUUCUUGGAGCAGAUUGAUAUGCACAUUUUUGGGAGCAAUGCGUCCUGCAGCUUACUGUCAUCAUUUCUGUCAGUCAUGCGAUCUAUUCUGGCGUGCACUUUACUGUUUGGUCCAGCCUACGGUGGUCUGUCCGAAACCGGGACGCAACACGUCCUGUUUUCCAUGUUUUGUGCGUUUCUUAUCACCGUUUCCUAUCAUCUAUCGCGGUGCACCAGCGAUUUUACCUACAUCUGGGCUGUUAUAAAAUCGAGCCUUAUUGUUCAUCCAGAUUAUGACGACAGCAGCAAAGAGGAUUCCAAAAUGUCGACCGAUUCCGAUGAAAACAAGAUGUCUGCUGAUAGUGGAGAACAUCAACGAUCGAGUGACGAAAUGCAUCCCAAAGAUGUAGACGAGGAGGCUAAUCGGGAUUCUGUAAAGGAACUUGACGAUCCUCUGCCAAAGAAGCUACAAUCCACGGUCACUGUCCGACUUAAAAACGAUGCAGUCGUUUGUGUCGUGUUAUCGAUUGUCAUUUUCAGUUUGCACUGCAGCACGGUUUUUACUGUUUUACAGCCGGACAUAAAUUAUGUGCUACACACCGGAGCGUGCAUUCUUGGCUUUCUGAUUCACUACAUUAUACCGCAGCUAAGAAAACAUCUGCCGUGGUUGUGCAUUGCAAAGCCAAUACUGAAACCGAAGGAGUUUGGUCAGUUCGAAGUGCAAAAUCUUUCGAAGAUCAUGUGGUUUGAAACUAUGUACGUGGGAUUGUGCUUCUUCGAGCGCAACAUACUCUAUCCGUUGAUCUUCCUGAGUGCACUAACGGCGGACUCGGGUGCAAUCGCUCAAAAGUUUGGUCUUACGCUAGGGACGACGUUCGUCGUUGUUAGUGGCUUGAAGUGUGUUCGCAAUGCGUACUCGGACGUGGGCAGCCAAUACAUCAUACUGAUCUUUACCGUACUGUUCUUCCGGAUCGAUUACAAACUCUCUAGUGAAACGUUUCUGAUCGAUUACUUUUUUGUGUCGAUUCUGUACCGAAAAAUUAGCGAAUUUUUGUUAAAGCUGCAAUUUGUAGUCACCUACAUAGCGCCGUGGCAGAUAACCUGGGGCUCUGCAUUCCAUGCUUUUGCACAACCGUUCAGCGUGCCACACUCUGCAAUGCUUUUCCUGCAAACUGCCAUCAGUGCGCUCCUUUCAACUCCUUUGAAUCCGUUUUUGGGAAGUGCCAUAUUCCUCACCUCGUACGUUCGGCCAAUCAAAUUCUGGGAGCGCGACUACAACACCCGCCGCAUAGAUCACUCCAACACCCGACUGAGCUCACAGUUGGAGCGUGACCUGGGAGCCGACGAUAAUAAUCUGAAUAGUAUCUUCUACGAACAUCUGACCCGAUCGCUGCAGCAUUCGCUGUGCGGUGAUCUGCUGAUGGGACGCUGGGGAAAUGUCAGCCAAGGGGAUUGCUUUGUCCUAGCUUCGGAUUAUCUUAAUUGUUUAGUUCACAUAAUUGAACUCGGCAAUGGACUUUGUACGUUUCAAAUGCGAGGCUUAGAGUUCAGAGGAACUUACUGUCAGCAGCGUGAAGUAGAGGCUAUAUCGGAGGAAGUUGAGGAAAAUAUCGGUUGCUGCUGCUGUACUGUAGGGCAUUUGCCGAGAAUGUUGAGUGCAAAUGCCAUGUUCACUACCCGAUGGCUUGCGUGGCAGGUGAUGGCCUCUAAAUACGUCCUAGAGGGAUACUCAAUAUCGGACAAUUCGGCAACGGCUACGUUGCAGGUUUUCGAAUUCAGAAAGGUGCUGAUAUCGUACUAUGUGAAGAGUAUAAUCUAUUACGCAAUCCGUUCACCGAAACUCGUCAACUGGCUGCAGUCGCAAGCGAUUGAGGAAGCACUGGAACAUACCCUAGAUCGGCAGUUUGUCGACUUGGAUCCGGUGUUCAAUCACAAUCUGGAUGAUGAUUACGAUUUCCGGUCAGCCGGAAUAACGCGAGCAAGUUUCUGGAACGUGUAUGGCGAAUGGAUACAGUUUUGCUGUGAAAAGAAACGUCAACAAAUGCAGGCUGCAUUGAAUGAAAAAAAUACUCCGAAAAAGACAGCAGCUUCGACUUCGACUGCGGUGGGUGCUGCUACCGGAAACACCAGCAGUGCCAGUGGACCUCCUCUAGCAGCUACGUCGAAUUCCAUGCUAAACAAUAGUACAACGAAAGCGAACGAUGUUGUGGCUACCCCAACAGUAGCGAUGAAAGAGCCGGAAGCAGAACAGAGUUCAAGCAGCGGAAACAAGCAACCUAUGGAGCCAGAAUCCAGUGCUUCGAAUGGCGCUGCCAUGUCAAGUUCGGUUAACAAUUGUAACGUCACUCCCGGUACUUCUAGCCAGCCGUUCUUUAACUCGGGUCGAGAGUCUCUUGUUACUUCACUGUGCAUGGCAUUGGCCUUACUUGCGCGUAGAACAUUGGCUACCGCCAGCCACAGUUCAUCGAGUGGGGUUGAGUUUUUUCUCCAUGGAUUGCAUGCACUUUUCAAAGGUGAUUUCCGUAUAACUUCAACCCGAGACGAGUGGGUGUUUGCCGAUAUGGAAUUGCUGCAUGGAGUGGUUGCGCCGGCGGUACGGAUGUCACUCAAACUGCACCAGGAUCACUUUCUCUGCCCGGACGAAUACGAUGACUACGGAGCGCUGUUUAAUGCGAUCGACUACCACACCAAAGAGCUGGUCAUUUCACAUGAGGCAGAUCCAUUGUGGCGAAAUGCAGUACUGAGGGGGACGCCCAAUCUGCUUGCCUUGCGCCACGUAAUGGACGACGGAUCGGAUGAGUAUCGAGUUAUAAGACUGAGUAAGCGAUUCCUAAGCUUUCGCGUGAUUAAGCUGAAUCGCGAGUGUGUUCGAGGCCUAUGGGCCGGGCAGCAGCAGGAACUGAUUUAUCUCCGCAAUCGGAAUCCCGAACGAGGUAGCAUACAGAAUGCAAAACAAGCGCUACGGAAUAUUAUCAAUUCGUCCUGCGAUCAACCGAUCGGUUAUCCGAUCUAUGUGUCACCGCUGACAACGUCCUAUGCGGAAACGAAUCCGCAGCUUUGUAAAAUUAUCGGGGGUGAGAUAACAUUAGAAAAGUUGCAGCAUUUGAUAAUAAACUGUUGGAACCGUGUAAGGCAGCGGUGUCGCGAGGGUUGCAGCAGUGGAAGUGCAAUAAUAGACAACGAAAUGGGUGAACUUCAGGGAGUUUAUCCUACACCGAACAAUACUCUUUCAGGUACUGCUGGAACGUUAUCCUAUGGUAGUCAGAAUAUGUCCUUAUCGGGAGCAGCUAAUCGUGGAAGCCUUGCUAGCAUUAAUAAGCCCACCAGUUCCACUCUGUUGGCUGGUUUCUUAAAUCGAGAGCGAGAUUCGGAGCGAGACACGCUGCGGGAUCGAGCCGGAGUAACGAAACGAUGUAAUCUGAGUAGCAGUAGUAAAGACCGAAUUGAUCGAGCUUUAGCUGCUAGUAAACGCGAAUCCUUUAAGGAAGCACUUGCUACUGCUGGUGGCAGUGGGCUUGGUUUGGCCAGCUCCGGAGUUGUAGGCAGUACCAGUUCCGGUCUUAAACAGCAGGAGAGUGUAGAAUCAACGUCCGGAAAUGCGAGGAGCGUCAACUCGUCGUCGAUUAACUUGAACAUGCCGAACAGCGGUGCGGUUGGAAUUGCUGGCGGCAGUUCCGUAAUGUUUACGUUGUCUGCUCCCGUUGAGCAGUAUGCAAUUUUUGCGAUGGACAUGGACGCGACAGGGACGUCGAGCGAGAGGACCAGCGGCGAGCGGGGAGAUAAAAAUAAUCUAGUGAAGGAGAAAGCACGCGGGAACGAGCUGGAAGAACAGCAGGUGCCAUCACAGGCGGUCAAUGCUCCACCGACGAUUGGAUUAAAUCGAAAGGUCAUCAUCGUCGAUGCUUUGCAGAUUUACGACUGCCUUGAUUUGGGUCGCCGCAUCGAUGUCAUCUGGCCGAACGAGCAGCUGCGAGCCUGCGGUGGACGGUCAUCCUGGAAGGACUGGGUGCCGCAGGAGGGCAUGGUCGGUAACGUAGUCCAUUACUGGCAACCGAACCACCCGGAUCAUCACUUUCGUUCGAACGUGAACCGUACUAUACUGCUGGUUAAAAUCGGCGACCAUUGUGUGCCGGUGGGCGAUAAAGGUGUCAAGGAGUACAACACGGUCGGUUUGGCACCCGGUUCGGUAGCUUCAUCAUCAACAUCGGGUCUUGGUAUAAUCGGCAAGCAGACAUCGUCCGAGGCGACAACCGAUUCGGCAGGUGAGGUAUAUCUUAGCAAACCCUCUGAAUCAGAGCCAACAACGACACCGGAUGGCUUGCAGUCGUCUACACCAAAGGUAAGCUCGUGCAGUGAUGAUGGUCAUAAUGUUGAUCUGGAUCCCUCUGACCCAACAGUAGUUUAGAUGCUCGAUUUUGCCAAGGUCGAAGUCGACAGUCGUUCGUUCUACGUUUUAGCUACCGCUAUCAAGCUGUCAUUUACGACGAUUCAAUAACUGUAACCGGUAUAGUAUGAAAUUUCAAAAUAUUGACCAACUUUCUGCAAAUUUCCAAUCCUCCGUGGGACACAAAAUCAAAUACAUUUCGCUACAAUAGGUCGCCUUACGCCCCCUUUAAUAGCACUAAUCAGAUGCCGAAUUAAGUUCGAAACGGAUCAUUCUGUUAGAUAUUGUUCUGCCUUUUUUAAGUUCGACGGAACACGAAUGUUUUUAUGUGUUGUUCUUUUUUGUCUUUUACAAACUGCCUAAUAUUCGGCACUCUCUAGGGGAAUGAUCUUUAACGAAUUAAAGUCUUAUGGUAGGUAGUAAAUUUAGUGGGUCAGCAUCCAACAGCCAAUGAAAGGCAACAUUGUAUAUUCGGAAUAGCGAUGCUUAGCACAGUUCGGAUCGUUGAUAGUGAAAAUUGGGGCAAGAGUUUUAUUUUUGUAUAGCUAGUAUGUAUCAUUUUUGUAGAGUGGGGAUGGAUUUUAAAUUAAAAGUAAAAAAAAAAACAUGUAAAGUUUUAUCGCAGAAACAAGCGUGUUUCAUUACUAGACACUGUUUCCAAGAGCGAGUGGAAGAGAGUGAAAUUCGAAUGCGUGUCGAAGCUCCGGCGUGUAAUGGCAAAGCGAUAAAAUCUACUGCAAAAGAUGAAAAUGUGAUAACUAAAAGUAAGUAACUUUACCUAUUCUAGAUUUAUUAUUGAACAAAAAAAACUGAACACAACAAAAAGAGAUCGUUAAAUUAUUCACGAAAAAAUAUGUUGAAGUGAAAUGAUAACAGAAGUUUAAAGUACCACAAAUAUAUUAUUAAGACGGUUUAACGACAGAAAACAAGCUAUUACAAAUCACUCUUGUAGUUAGAUAUAUUAAUUAAUAAAAAAAACGGUUAGACAAAAGCAGUUAUUUAAAACGAAGCAAAAUAUGCUUUGAUUCUCGCUCUUAUUUAAUGGAGAACUAAUAAACUAGAACAAACAACUUUUGAAUCAGAGAAAUAGGCUCAUGUUAAGCUUUUACUUUCGAUACAAUAAAU